This is a messenger RNA of Telopea speciosissima, 405 nucleotides long. Its product is annotated as cyclin-dependent protein kinase inhibitor SMR2-like. Lineage: Eukaryota; Viridiplantae; Streptophyta; Magnoliopsida; Proteales; Proteaceae. Gene Ontology annotation, biological process: regulation of DNA endoreduplication. The transcript is spliced from 2 exons. The coding region runs from base 1 to 405 and encodes 134 amino acids. The record is from RefSeq and is a predicted model, not a curated record.
AUGGGUGGUGGAGGUGGUGGUGGAGGUGCAAGUGAAAGUGGAGUUGAAGAUGAGCAUAGUUUGCCGGAGAUCCGGCUACGACCCGCCACCGCCACUGCCACCGCCGCCGCUGAGGAAGUGGAAACGCAACAAGACAACAACAAUAAUGAAGAAUGUCGAACACCCACAUCAGAUGAGCACAAGAUACCGGUCAUGCGAAGCUGCCCACCUGCACCAAAGAAACAAAGACGGGUGAUUUCUUGUAAGAGGAAACUAUUGGAUGAAUUGCGAUUCUUUGAAAUCGUGGGUCGAGAAGAAAUUGAAUCCUUUUUCAGGUCAUCAACCAAGAAGCGAUGCUGUUCCAAUUCCAAUUUCGAUUCCAAAUCCAAUGUUGAUUUCAUCAACGACAAGAAGAAGUUUGAGUGA